CAUUAAGAUUUGCGACCCCGCAAACUUUGUAAAGGGCAAAAUUAUACAGUUGUUCCUGGAGGAUCUUCAUAUUUGGUAAGGAGGGUCUCGAUUCUUUGUAUUCCGAAGUCCAAACCAAGUGCUGCUUGUUAUACCCACUGCCUUGCAUUUCAACGCACAAAAGAAAGAGAAAUUUGCAUCAAAUAGUAGUCGUAACGGAUCCGUUGAAAAGAAAAAAAAACUAAGCAAGUCAAGAAAACUCAAGUGACGUCACACUGGAUUUGAUCUGAUUUUUAAGAGAUCCUUCUACUUUAUAACACAUAUACCUAUUACCAUAUAGAAAAUGACUUUGCUUACUAGCGUUUCUGGUUUUGCAGCCUUUGGUGUCCUUGUCCGUACUUAUGCUUUAGGGCUUCAAAAGCGUCCCUUAUUCUCAAAUCCUAGUGGUCAUCUUCUAGCUGCUGGUGUAUUUGGUGGUGUUGGUUAUUUUUUUUACAAUCUACAAGAAAGACAGGCUGCACAAAUCGCUGAAAAGAAAGAAAUCUUAUUAAAACGCAGAGCACAAGCCGAAAAUCUAGCAGCAUCAGAAUAAAUAAGAAUAAUACAACGGAUGACAACAUAACGAAUGUGAUAAGACGGUAUAUACAGUGCUGAAGCGGCUCACAUAUAUUGAUACACGCAUACAAACAUUCUAAUUUGUCGAGAGAAAUAAAAGAGACAUGAUAUCCCCUCUGCUUGAUAGUAGAUAAAAGAGUACACAACAAA
This is a messenger RNA of Mycotypha africana, 744 nucleotides long. RefSeq lists its product as uncharacterized. The coding region runs from base 323 to 571 and encodes 82 amino acids. NCBI's taxonomy places the organism in Eukaryota, Fungi, Mucoromycota, Mucoromycetes, Mucorales, Mycotyphaceae. The transcript is spliced from 4 exons. The record is from RefSeq and is a predicted model, not a curated record.